Molecule: messenger RNA, 228 nt
Organism: Penicillium salamii
Lineage: Eukaryota; Fungi; Ascomycota; Eurotiomycetes; Eurotiales; Aspergillaceae
Source: the annotation of a GenBank genome assembly
AUGAUGUGUACCCGAGAGUUUAAUUGCGCUGAUGCGGUGGCUUCGCAUAUCUUACGUUCCCACGGGUGGCUGUAUCAUUGUGAUUGCGACAAGAGAUUUGUUUCACUGGCUGCUCUGUUUAACCAUUUGGAGAGCGAAUCAUGCAACCACAUUUCUUUCGAGGAUGUUCCAGCGUAUAUGGACACAUUGAUGUACCAGGUCCAUAAUAGCCUGGAAAUCGACCUAUAG